Messenger RNA from Racocetra persica, 1226 nucleotides. The record is from the annotation of a GenBank genome assembly. NCBI's taxonomy places the organism in Eukaryota, Fungi, Glomeromycota, Glomeromycetes, Diversisporales, Gigasporaceae.
CUUCCAUAUUUGGCAAAGAGGAAGAAGAAAUUGAAUGGACCGAUCCUCAAGAAGCGUCCACAAAACAAGGUUUUACCAUAAAUUUUGGCCCUCAACACCCAGCAGCCCAUGGUGUACUUCGUAUGAUUCUAGAAUUGAAGGGUGAACAAAUUGUCCGUGCUGAUCCUCAUAUUGGUCUUUUACAUCGUGCAACUGAAAAGCUCAUCGAGUAUAAGACAUAUCUUCAAGCUCUCCCUUAUUUUGAUCGACUAGAUUACGUUUCAAUGAUGACCAAUGAACAAUGUUAUUCGUUGGCUGUCGAAAAGUUGUUGAAUAUUGAAAUUCCUGAAAGGGCAAAAGUUAUUCGAACUAUGUUUGCUGAGAUCACUAGAAUUAAGAAUCAUAUCAUGGCUGUUACGACUCAUGCAUUGGAUAUUGGUGCAUUAUCUCCUUUCUUAUGGAUGUUCGAGGAACGUGAAAAGUUGAUGGAAUUCUACGAGCGUGUUUCUGGUGCUCGUUUACAUGCAGCAUACGUGCGUCCUGGAGGUGUUUCACAAGACUUACCCUUAGGUUUAAUGGAAGACAUUUACCAAUGGGCCACACAAUUUAGUGCUCGUGUUGAUGAAGUUGAUGAGGUGCUAACGGGAAAUCGCAUAUGGAUAAAUCGUACAAAAGGCAUUGGAAUCGUUACCAUGCAAAAUGCAUUGGAUUAUAGCUUUUCUGGGGUGAUGUUACGUGGUUCUGGUGUUGAAUGGGAUCUGCGUAAAGUUCAACCCUAUGAUGCAUACGAUAAAGUUGAGUUUGAUAUACCAAUUGGCUCAACAGGAGAUUGCUAUGACAGAUAUCUAUGUCGUAUGGAAGAGAUGAGACAAAGUUUGAGGAUUAUUCACCAAUGUUUAAACAUAAUGCCACCUGGACCUGUGAAGGUUGAUGAUUGGAAAAUAGCUCCACCAAAUAGAGCAUCUAUGAAAGAAAAUAUGGAGGCGUUAAUUCAUCAUUUCAAAUUGUAUUCGGAAGGAUACUCGGUUCCUCCCGGCGAAACUUAUACUGCAAUAGAGGCCCCCAAGGGAGAAUUUGGUGUUUAUUUGGUUUCAGAUGGAACCAACCGUCCAUAUAGGUGUAAGAUCCGUGCCCCAGGCUUCGUUCAUCUUGCAGGAUCAGACUUUAUGUCUCGUGGACAUUAUAUUCCUGAUAUGGUUACAGUAAUUGGUACUAUGGAUAUUGUAUUCGGAGAAGUAGAUAGAUAA